Messenger RNA from Folsomia candida, 2945 nucleotides. RefSeq lists its product as uncharacterized. The record is from RefSeq and is a predicted model, not a curated record. The transcript has 17 exons. The coding region runs from base 161 to 2911 and encodes 916 amino acids. Lineage: Eukaryota; Metazoa; Arthropoda; Collembola; Entomobryomorpha; Isotomidae.
CCACAUUAUAUUGUUGUUGGUUAAUAUGUAAGAGGCAGGUCAUUCCAGGAAUUUAGCAAAUAGUAAAAUUAAACAAUUAUUGUAAACGCUUACAACAUUACUGUAAUACAAUAAUUCUGUUGUAACUGUUAAUCGUAGUAUGAUUCGGGCGUAACAACUCAUGGUCAGUCUUACACUUUCAGUAAAAACAAUGAACAGCAUGGCAAAUGAGAUGGUUUUUUGUUGUACGUUGUUUGUAAUAUUAGUCAGCACUGUGGUUUCAGAAGAUUUCAGCCAAGACAAUGAUUGCAGACUUCAACCAAUAUCUUUCGGGUAUUAUCUUGGAGUGUCAAAGACUAAAUAUACCAAGGCUUCUAAAUGUUGCGAAAACAAGAAAAUGAUACUAGCAAGCUUGAAGACUCUACAGGAAAUAGAAGCACUGAGAGAUGCUCUAGCUAGCGAAUCGUUUUGGGCAGAGCCAAUUGGUCCAGCGAAUGGUGUCUAUAUUUCAUCAUUUGGCAAUGUUACCAGCUACCAACGUUUCUAUCCAAGGAAAUUUGGACAAUCGCUGAAGAGCAGACCAACAAUGAACAUGACCGCAAACAAAGUUUGCAGCAUAGCUUACUUGGCAUCUCCGCAUAAUAUCAGCCUUUUGCAUGCUGGAGUGCCUUGCAAAAAUCAUUUUAGAUUUCUGUGUCAGCAACGCAAUAGUUUAACCAAGGCUGAUGAUUCAUCCCUCCUUUGUCCUCGAGUCAACUAUACUGAACUGAUUGAAGAUACUUAUUUAUACGCCAACACGCAGUUGGAGUGGCGAGAUGCUCGAGAUUGCUGCGAAUUUAAGGGAGGAGAGUUAUUUCGAACAGAGUCUGUCUCAGAUUCGGAAGAUGUUGUUCAAUCACUGGUAGACAAUGCAAUUAUGGAAAGCAAGACAAACAACAGUAUUUCAUUUUGGACUGGAGGAUUUAAAAAACUGGACAAAUCUCAUUUUACGUGGUCCAACAGCGAACAUGCUUUGCUAGAGAAUAUAACUGCAAAUGCAGAAUUUUGUAUUCGAGGAACAAUAAAAGAUGGGAAUAUUUCUGUACAAGAUUUUCCAUGCGAAACAUCGCUUAAUUCUAUAUGUAGAAUCAAAGUGCCAAAAAAGUGUCCAUUUGUAAAUAUGAAGGAACUGAGCCUUCAAAAUACGUACAGAGAGUACCACUACAGUGAUUCUUACAAACUUUCAUGGUCCGAAGCCAUGUUAUGCUGUCGUGAAAAGGGUCUAGAGCUGUUAAGCAUGAUUUCACCUCAAGAGGGAAAGGCUUUGGCAACAUAUUUCCAGACAUCUUCAUUGUAUGAGCAUCGCCAUCAGGGAUUUCCAUAUGGAAUUUGGACAUCCGGGCGACAACGCAAAGAUAAAUUAUUUGAAUUUGUUGCAGUCAAGACGAAGACAAAACUUGAGCAUACUGGUCAAAAUCAUUUUAUUCAGAGCUCAUCAAACGGCACAUGUUUGCAAUUCGUUAUCGAUGUUAGGAAUUCGUAUUUUUUAAACAACGUAAAGUGCAAAUCCAUCCGAUCUUUCAUUUGCGAAAAACCAGCAAGCGUUAUCUACCAGCAUUUGGAACCGAUAGAAUUACGUGAAGUAGGGAAUAAAUAUUUGCUUGCUGUACGCAAGCAAACUUGGGGGAAAGCAAACGGCAUUUGUUUAGACCACAAAAUGUCUCUACUAAAUCUGAAUAAUUUUGAAGAGAAGAAAUCUUUGCUCCCAGUCCUGAACUUAUUGUCAUCAAAUGGUACUUUAGAAAAAUUUUGGUCUUCACCUCUGGAUCCUGGUCUCUCGAUGGAGUUUAAUCCAAUUUCGUAUGAGGGAAGGAAAAAGGAAAACCAGAAAAAUUUUAGCCCUCUACACAAACAGUCACAGGACAGAAUUCAAAAAAAGUUUAGAACCCUGACCAUUGCAAAACGACCAAAUGUGACUGGCUUAUCCAACUGCACUUCCACUGCUGUCACGGAUGGUAAAAUAAGAGUCUCAACCUCUGGUAAUUGCAGCGAUGAAAACAGAUUUAUCUGUGAAAUGCAGGAUGAGUCAUACGGUAUUUGUGACACAUCAUCACUGGUAAAAUCAGGCCAAUUUCUGCUCAGUAAAGAUGAGGCGACAUGGGAAGAGGCAAAAACAUGUUGCAGUCUCAAAGGGAGAAAUCUAAUUUCUCUAACUGAUGUAAAAAAUCUUCGCGACAUUUAUGCAAUUCUGAAAGAAAAUGGGCUUACACGCCCAAACAUUGGGAUUUGGACAUCUGGAACGAACAGAAUCACGAGAGAGCGAUGGACGUGGACAGGAAGUCAUGAAUUUGUCAAAUCGAAUAUAUUUUACAAUGACUACACGCUCUUUGACGAAUUGAGCGUGGCAGAAGAUGACAACCAGUGUUUGGAAGCGUUUGCUAAUGCAGGAAAAGUUACACUUGACCACGAGGAUUGUGAUCUUGCUAAGCCAUUCAUGUGUGACAUCAAAAAUGUGAUAGCGCUAAAAUCUUGCGAAAACAUACGAUUUGAGAAAUUGAGGAGGUCACAGUUUUAUUACGCUUUGAGCAAGGUAUCGUGGAUUCAUGCUCAAGAGUGUUGUCAGCAAAGAAAAAUGACGCUGGCUGAAAUUCAUGACUCUGAUAUAAGUAAAGAUUUACAGUUAUACGUAGCAGAGAAAUCAGAUCAUGUUCAUGAAGAUCCUGAUUUUGGAGUAUGGAUCGGAUUGACGAGUGAGAUUUCGAACCAUACAACAUUCAAGUGGACUGGAUCUUCAAAAGAGUUAAGCACGGAUUUCACCAUGUGGGAAUCUCCUGAAUUACAUUCUCCAGAUCCUAAAGCUUCGUGUGUCGAAGGCUACAUGAAAAAUGGUUUGCUUGUCUGGAAGCCGAUGCCUUGCUCGAAGGAAUUGCGAUUCAUUUGUCAAGAGAAAUAAAGAAACUUAUGAAUAAUUUUUUAGUACUUUAAUG